Messenger RNA from Colias croceus (clouded yellow), 1724 nucleotides. RefSeq names its product inositol polyphosphate multikinase (gene Ipk2). The coding region runs from base 325 to 1632 and encodes 435 amino acids. The transcript is spliced from 7 exons. Gene Ontology annotation, cellular component: cytoplasm; nucleus. Gene Ontology annotation, biological process: inositol phosphate biosynthetic process. NCBI's taxonomy places the organism in Eukaryota, Metazoa, Arthropoda, Insecta, Lepidoptera, Pieridae. Gene Ontology annotation, molecular function: inositol tetrakisphosphate kinase activity; inositol-1,4,5-trisphosphate 3-kinase activity. The record is from RefSeq and is a predicted model, not a curated record.
CAGGAGUGGAGCCACGGGGGUGAAACCGCGCGGAGCAGCUAGUUUAUUGUACCUGCGAUGACACAACUUUCGUUAUUCAUUUACUUACGUAUUAUAUUCGUCAUUAAUAUUUUCCAAAUUACAACGGAUUCAUUGGGAUUUCUAACUCGUAACUACCUACCUUGAAUGAUUCUUUCUGUAGUCUUAUUUUACUCUUUUGAUUUUUGUCUGUCGCGUGCGUGUUGCACAUUUGAAUAUUUAUAGCUUGAAACAAGGCUUGAAAUCGUGUUUUUGACACCAUUCAUUAAUGAUAACUGCGUCGUUUUUAUGCGGGUAAUCUGCUAAAUGAGUGAUGUAUACCAACGAGCGAAGGAACGGAUACCGCCGAGGCGACAGAGGUCUAUUUGUCAGGUGCAUUACAACCUGCGUCCGCGCACCGACGAGAUGACGGCCAAACCGCUCAUCCCGCCAACAGCAUCUGUGGAGCUGCAGAAGUACAGCCAGCAAGUCGCAGGCCACAAGGGAACUGAUAGCGAUACUAAAUAUUUGGGUCUACUCCAAUGCAACGAUGGAACAGUCCUCAAACCAAUACUCAAGGAAUGCCAGCAACGUGAAGUAGACUUCUACAAGACCGUCUUCUCUUCCCUUGACGAGGAUCUGGUAGAACUGCGGAAGUAUGUGCCGAAGUUCUUCGGAAGUAAGAAGUUUACGUACAAUGGCUUCGAGCAGGAGUAUAUUAUCAUGGAGGAUCUUACAGUUGGCAUGCUGGAGUCGUGUAUCAUGGAUGUUAAGAUUGGCAAGCGUACCUGGGACCCAUUCGCGUCCGAAGACAAAAUAGCCCGCGAACGCAGCAAAUACGCGGCUUGCAAAUCUCAGUGGGGUUUCUGUAUCCCCGGGUACCGCGUGCGGCGGCUGGACAGCGGCCGCCUGCUGCGGUACGGGAAGGACGCGGGGAAGAGACUGCGCGGGCACAUGGUCACCGCCGCUAUAAAAAACUACCUCAACGGUCUCGGGGCCCGUCUAUGCCGUGCGCUGAUCCUGCAAUUCCUUUCGUCUCUAUGGGCGCUUCAGAAAUGGGCCGCGAGACAAACGGCCGUGAAGUUAUAUUCAGCUUCCUUGUUGCUGGCGUAUGAUGCUGCUAAACUCAGGGAGUGCUGUGGGGAUGUGGCUACCGGAUCGAGAAUAAAAUGCCGCCCAUCAGAACCGAUAGGGCGCCGCAAAUCCAUCCAUUCAAUAAGCCCCGUAGCAGGUUCCAACUUCAGCGGACAGAUCUCAUCCAAGGGCCCCGUUUACAAGAAACUAAGCUCUGUUCCCCUAAGCCCCAUGAACAGCAGAACCACCUUCUCACCCCCACCGCCCAUAACCUCACCCUGGACGGAAGCCCUGGACAAACUGAACCAUAACCACUCCUUCGAGAACAACUAUGAAGAUAAAUUGUGUAAAAUAAAGAUGAAUUAUCGAGCUCAAUUGGACCAAUUAUCUCAAGAGACGCCAGCGCCUAAUCCGUGGGGAACGGUCAAAGUGAUUGACUUUGCUCAUGCGUUCUUUAAUGAAGAGGAAAAAUCAGUGGAUUACAAUUUUAAAGAAGGUUUGGAUAACUUUGUUAGUAUAUUUGAAAAUCUGUUGAGAGAAACGGACGAUCAGGUUUUUUGAUUGUUCAUUUGUUGCUGAAGUAUUAUUAUUUAAGUGUUAUGAAUUGUUAGUUUUUGAUAGAAAUGUAUUAAAGAAUACAAAAUUAAAGUUAA